Messenger RNA from Monoraphidium neglectum, 405 nucleotides. RefSeq lists its product as hypothetical. The transcript is spliced from 3 exons. The record is from RefSeq and is a predicted model, not a curated record. Bases 1 to 405 code for a protein of 134 amino acids. NCBI's taxonomy places the organism in Eukaryota, Viridiplantae, Chlorophyta, Chlorophyceae, Sphaeropleales, Selenastraceae.
AUGCCGGGCCUCCUGCCGGGCAUGACCCCCGAGGAGCGCGCGGCGGCGCCUGCGGCGCUGCUAGGCGUAUCACGGGACUACUGGGCCGACGUGCACACGGACCAGCCCUCGGACUUCGGACUGCCGGAGACCAUCUGCUUCUCCCCGGGCGCCGCCCGCGGCACGAGCAGCGGCGGGAGCGGCGUCGGGAGCGGCGGCGGGAGCGGCGGGAGCGGAAGUUCUGGGGACACCGGCUGGUGCUUUGCCGUGCCGCCGGCGCGGCUGGUGGUGGAUUUGCAGGCAGCGACGGCCGGGGGCUGGUGCCUCGUGCUGGUGCCCGGCAACGUGGCGCACGGGACCCCCAAGCCCAUCAUCAGCAACCACGGGGGCUACGGCAUCGUGGUCGUCAACAAGGUGGGGACGUGA